AUGCAACAACAAAUGCCACACGCCAAUACCAAUAUUGAAUCUUAUACAAUUUCGCAAUUGCCUAAUCCGAAAUAUACAGAUCGUCAUGAUACACCCGUGUAUACAAUUCUGAGCUCUUCAUAUAUAUACCCAUCAACCAGUGUAAAAUAUCUACCAAUACCCAACCACCAAACAACCUAAACCGCAUCUCUCAACGUCCCACACUCACAUCGCAUGGACGCCCAAGCCUACCUCAUCCGUCACGGAUGGACAGGCCCCGGCAACCCGCUCAACCCCAACCGACGACCCGGCACACACGGCGGUCUCGGUCUGACGCGACCGCUCCUGAUAUCGCGGCGUGAAAACAAGGUCGGCAUUGGGAAGAAAUCCAACAAGGACCCGACGAAUCAAUGGUGGCUGCGGGGUUUUGAGGAAGCACUGAGAGGCGUAGGGCAAGAUGGGGUUGCGACAUCGGCCGGGAGUGAGGGCAAUUCGUUGACGAGGAAUGGUAGCGAGUUGUAUAAAUUUUUUGUAAGGGGGGAGGUUAUUCCGGGGACUUUGGAAGGGGUUGGUGAGAGGCUAGCUACGGAAGUGGCUGCGGAGGAGCCGGAGAAGAAGAAGAAAUCAAAGAGCGAGAAGAAGCGGAAGAGAGGCGACGGUCAAAGCGAGGAUAAUAAUGACGAUGAUGGCGAUCGGAAACGAAAGGAAGAGAAAAGGAAGAAGCGCAAGCUAAAGGAUCUUGAAGAGGCGGGGCUGGAAGUUGACAAGAAAAAGUUGAAGAACAGCAAGAAAUCGAAGGAGCGAGAAACAAACGAUAUCGACUCCGCAUCGUUACCUUCAGCUGAGGUUUCCAACAACGAUUGGGCAGAUGUGCGUUUAUCUGUAAAGAAGAGCAAGAAGGAAAAGAAAGAGAAGAAGAGUUCUAAGGAGAAGAAGAAAACGAAAAAGACCAAAGACCUGCUAUCAGAAGAAAAAUAUCCAACUCCAGAUUCCUCCGUUCAGGAUGGGCUCAUAAUGACAAAAGUUGUCAAGGAGAAAAGGUCAAAAAAAGUAAAGACUGAAAAUCCCGAUUCGAAAAAAGAGAAGAAAGAGAAAAGAAAGAAUAAUGAAAAGAAGACGAAGGAAUCAACAAAGUGAAGAAUUUAGUGCAAGCAUAUGAUACCCAUAUAGAAUACUGGAUACAACGUGUAUAUAAUCAA
Molecule: messenger RNA, 1178 nt
Organism: Talaromyces proteolyticus
Lineage: Eukaryota; Fungi; Ascomycota; Eurotiomycetes; Eurotiales; Trichocomaceae
Exons: 1
Coding region: 214-1116 (300 amino acids)
Source: RefSeq, a predicted model, not a curated record